AUGUUUGUGGUGCUCCUUUUGCUGGGUACGCCACUGUUUAUUGCCGUACUGCAUCGCUUGGUGACCAUUUGGUUUAGGCGUCUGGAGCGUGCCCAAGAGUCCCAUUUGGCUACGUUGCGUAAACAACAGAGGAGUAAGAUCAAUGAGAUCAAGAAGGCGACUGAUUUCGAGCACCUGCGAAGCCUGCUGGAGCGGUACGACACAGAUUCCAGUGCGGGAUCCUCCUUUGCUAGUGGGGUCACUCCAACUAAGUCACUGUUGUCGCGCCGCUCAACAACAUCCCUGCGCAAGAAAACAUCGAAGGAACCCUCCCGACUUUCGAAAGAGGCGGAGACCUCAGCCUCAUCAGCUGAAGAGCAGGCCAAGAAAGCCGAAGUUUUAAAGAUGUUGGCACCCCCUAUCACUAGCACACCUGUCCAGAAUGUACCCAGCACCACAUCAGGAUCUAGCGCUACUCGACCCACAGCUAUGGGCGUUCAUCCUCGCGGAUGGAUGGACAAGGUAGCCGACAUGAUUCUCGGCACAGAUCCCUAUGGUGUUACUCUAGAGGACCAGCAAUAUGCCCUUAUCUGCCGCAACUGUUUCCGCCACAAUGGCCUUGUUCCCAAGAGUGAACUUGAUGAAAUUCAGUACAUAUGCCCCCAUUGUCAUGCGUUUAACUCGCGCCGACCAUCAAGUCGACCUGUAUCAUCGCCUUUCGCGCGAGCUCCUCACGACAUGACACCUGUCAAAGAGAAGCGCCCCACCCUACCUACUUCGGAUGAUAUCCCUGACACACCAACUACAAAGCCUGAAGAUACACAUUCUCCCUCUCUAGAGCCAGCGCGGCGCAGCGCGCGUUUGAAGUCGCAACGUUCUUCGGACGACGCACCCUCUACUGAAGACAUGCAAGUCGACGACGAAUAG
This is a messenger RNA of Malassezia pachydermatis, 906 nucleotides long. RefSeq lists its product as hypothetical. Bases 1 to 906 code for a protein of 301 amino acids. Gene Ontology annotation, biological process: endoplasmic reticulum tubular network organization. Gene Ontology annotation, cellular component: endoplasmic reticulum tubular network. NCBI's taxonomy places the organism in Eukaryota, Fungi, Basidiomycota, Malasseziomycetes, Malasseziales, Malasseziaceae. The transcript is spliced from 2 exons. The record is from RefSeq and is a predicted model, not a curated record.